AUGGAUGACCUGAUCACAAACCCACAGAUUUUGGUCGAUGGGAAGCCAGUCGAAGCGAGUUAUACGCCCAGGCAGGCUGGUAUGACAGACCUUAUAAGUUCUCUGAAAAAUGUGGAUCUUUCAGCCGCGAGAGAAAGACUUCCCGUCAUUGACCAUAAUGACCCACGCGAGCCUGGAAAUCUACUGAGGCAAUACAGCAUAGCCAAGACGAAUCAGAAUGAAUUCGGUUUCUGGUCAUUUGCCCUUCUGAAUUGCAUCCUAUCAAGACAGCGGAUCCUGAACCAACUUCGAAAACACACUGGAAUCUGCGGAUAUAUCGACCAAAUCAGACCUAAAGAAGAUGUCAGUUCACGAUCAAAGGAGGGAUCAUAUCUCAGAAUCUUUGCCUUGCUGCUACUGCUCGACAGAGAAAACGAAAUCGGGGACUUCAUUCGGGAAAAUGUUUGUGAUGAAAGUCUGCCCCUACACUGUUCUGGAGGCACGGAUGACUUGAAAUUUACUGGGUGGAAAACAUCUGAAAAAGAAUGGUUUUCUACUCAUCAGUGGACAGUCUUAGUUCCAUACUUUAAGCUUGACAGUGAGGGACGACCGGAGGACUACAAUUUUCCUGACAAAACAAUUUUACCUUGGAUACCUUGGGAGGAAGGGUGCUCUAUCGAUAGCAACUCUGAACCUGCAAAGGAUGAAGGUGGAUACGCCGAGGUAGCCAAGAUUCGCAUCGAUCCUUCCAGUCAUGGCUUCCAAAAGGUUCUAAAAUCUAUAUGCCUGAAUGAUGAUCGGUUUGCAUUAAAAGUUCUUCGCGAUGGUCCAGUCAACAACGAGAAGCAAUAUCUGAACGAGGUCGAGCAAUUAAAGCGAUUUAGUGGCUUAGUGCAUGAUCACUUAGUAACCGUUCUAGCGACAUUCACUUUGAAGAAACGAUUCCACUUCCUUUUUCCUUAUGCUGAGUAUGCUCUUGAUCAAUACUGGAGAGACAAAAUUCCACAGCCGAGCCUAGAUUUAGCCACAGUUCAGUGGUUUUCUAAGCAAUGCCUUGGCCUCAUCGAGGCAAUGCAUACUAUCCACGAGCCAGAUCACCUGAAUCUGCCUGCAGGAGUAAAGAAAUAUGGCAGACAUGGAGAUAUAAAGCCAGAUAACAUUCUGUGGUUUCACACCACGCGAGAUCCAAAUGGCAUUUUUGUGAUAUCUGAUAUGGGUUUAUCAGCCUUCAACAGCGCCAAAAGCAGAUCAAAUGUUCCCGGCCACGCACUGCCUGGUGCGCCCGGUUAUCGGCCACCUGAGUGUGAAAUAGAGGGUGGCAUGGUCUCACGGCAAUUUGAUGUCUGGACCAUGGGUUGUCUUCUUUUGGAACUAGUUACCUGGUUGCUGGGUGGUCAACAAAUGCUAGACGAAUUCCAGGCAAAGCGGAUGUCCGUUUAUAUUAAUGGCUCAAAGAACGACAUCUUUUUCGAAAUCAAGACAACUCGAGGGGAAGUGCCUGUUGUAGCUCAAGUCAAACAAUCAGUAACUGAGUGGAUUGCCCAAUUACACGCACACAAGAAGUGCCCGAAAUUUGUUCACGAUGUCCUAAACAUUAUAGAGAACCAUAUGCUCGUCGUCUUAUCUGAGGAGAAGAAGAGACACACUUCAACGGCGUUGAAGAAGGCGUUCCACGAGAUAAAUAAGCUCUGCAGGGCCAAUGAAAGUCAUGAUUAUUGUGUGCAGGGCAUCCCGACACCAGUCACUCCUCAGCCUAAUGUUCCGGUAGCCGUUUUACUGAAUGAGAACGCGCAAAAUAUGCUCGAUAACAACAGGUCACACCUCAGCGUCCACGACGGCAGAACUCGAAACUCAAUGACAGUUGAAAGUUUAAGGAGAAUGGAGAUUGCUGGUAAUGUCCCUCCCGAAGCGUCUCCUGUAGCAUCGAGAGCUCAUUCUGCAUAUACAUGGUGA
Glarea lozoyensis ATCC 20868 is the source of this 1932-nucleotide messenger RNA. Its product is annotated as Protein kinase-like (PK-like). NCBI's taxonomy places the organism in Eukaryota, Fungi, Ascomycota, Leotiomycetes, Helotiales, Helotiaceae. The record is from RefSeq and is a predicted model, not a curated record. Gene Ontology annotation, molecular function: protein serine/threonine kinase activity; ATP binding. Bases 1 to 1932 code for a protein of 643 amino acids. The transcript has 4 exons. Gene Ontology annotation, biological process: peptidyl-serine phosphorylation; peptidyl-threonine phosphorylation.